Dovyalis caffra is the source of this 954-nucleotide messenger RNA. The record is from the annotation of a GenBank genome assembly. Lineage: Eukaryota; Viridiplantae; Streptophyta; Magnoliopsida; Malpighiales; Salicaceae.
AUGAAGGAGAGAAGGGGAAGCAAAAUCAAAGGAGCAGAGAUCACGGUAACCGAGAAAUCAGGCAAACAGGGAAGUGUCAGUGAUCACAAACCCACUGAGAGACCAAGAAUGCCAUCAGAUAUCAGCCAGGGACAUCCAAAACAAGCCCAAAACACCAUGGGGACUACGCAUCCAUCACCAAAUACGACUGAGCCACUGCCUUGUCCAAGGUGUAACUCCACCACCACCAAGUUUUGCUACUACAACAAUUACAACCUCUCUCAACCUCGCCAUUUCUGCAAGUCAUGCCGCCGUUACUGGACACAAGGUGGGACCCUCCGUGAUGUACCUGUUGGUGGUGGCACACGCAAGAACUCCAAGCGCUCUCGCUCAUCCUCAAAUAAUUCUUCAACAUCUACCUCAUCUUCUAACUCUACUGCUUCGAAUUCUGCAACUUUGCCUCCUUUCGCCACCACUCAUGAACCCGAAUCCGCACCCGUGGCUUUAUCAUCGACUACUGACUUUGGCUUAGCAGCUGUGAAGACUGAGAUAUCAGCGGGGUUAAAUCUGAACGAGGGAUUACCUUCUGAAAAUGGAAAUUUUAUCUCGCUUAUGAACUCUAAUGAUCAACAUGGGUUUAUUGGUCUUGGCGGGUAUGGAUACUCGUCAGGGUUUGGGUUCGGGACUUGUGAAAUGGGUAUUGGAUAUGGUGCAAGAGGGCUUUGGUCCUAUCCUGCAAUUGAGACUGUUGUUGGCAAUGGUGGUGCUGCUUUUGGAGGUGAUGCUUCUGGCUGCAGUACUUUGCAGCUGGAAAGUGAUCAUGCUGAAGGAGGGGGGCAUUUUGCAACUGAUGGUGAUAAUUAUUUUGGUUGGCCUGGCCUUCUUAUGUCUGCUCCAGCAGGGAAAGACCGUAUAGACAGUGAUAGGGUUUAUGGUAUAGCAGAUGAACAAGUUCAAAGUGUACCUCUUGGGUAG